AUGCUGACUGGGCUCGUCUUCCCUGCAGUGCCACCCACUGGGCUCGUCUUCCCUGCAGUGCCACCCACUGGGCUCGUCUUCCCUGCAGUGCCACCCAGUGGGCUUGUCUUCCCUGCAGUGCCACCCACUGGACUCGGCAGUGCCACCCACUGGACUCGUCUUCCUGCAGUGCCACCCACUGGACUCGUCUUCCCCUGCAGUGCCACCCACUGGACUCGUCUCCCUGCAGUGUGCCACCCACUUCCCCCUGCAGUGCCACCCACUGGGCUCGUCUUCCCUGCAGUGCCACCCACUGGGCUCGUCUUCCCUGCAGUGCCACCCACUGGGCUCGUCUUCCCACACUGCCACACACUGGGAUCAUUUUCCCAACCACAGACUGUCAUCUUCCCUGCAGUGCCCCCACUGGACUCGUCUUCCCUGCAGUGCCACCCACUGGCCUUAUCUUCCCUGCAGUGCCACCCACUGGACUCGUCUUCCCUGCAGUGCCACCCACUGGGUCUCAGUGCCACCCACUGGGCUCUUCCCUGCAGUGCCACCCACUGGACUCGUCUUCUGCAGUGCCACCCACUGUCUUUCCCUGCAGUGCCACCCACUGGGCUGCUUCCUGCAGUGCCACCCACUGGGCCUCUGCCACCCACUGGCCUCUUCCCUGCAGUGCCACCCACUGGACAGCAGUGCCACCCACUGGACUCGUCUUCCCUGCAGUGCCACCCACUGGGCCCUUCCCUGCAGUCCACCCACUGGACUCGUCUUCCUGCAGUGCCACCCACUGGACUCAGUGCCACCCACUGGGCUCUCUUCCCUGCAGUGCCACCCACUGGGCUCGUCUUCCCAAUAGUGCCACACACUGGGAUCAUUUUCCCAACAGACUGGGCUGUCCCACCCACUGGGCUCGUCUUCCCUGCAGUGCCACCCACUGGGCCCCGUCUUCCCUGCAGUGCCACCCACUGGACUCGUCUUCCCUGCAGUGCCACCCACUGGGCUCGUCUUCCCUGCAGUGCCACCCACUGGGCUCGUCUUCCCUGCAGUGCCACCCACUGGGCUCGUCUUCCCUGCAGUGCCACCCACUGGGCUCAAGAGACAUCUAAAUUCUCACCUAUUACUUCUCUCUCUUUGUCUGUUAUCUUGGGAGAGACAAUAUUUUUUUUUUGCCUGUUGUCUUUGGAGAGAUGUCUGCCUCUUCACUCAUUAUCUUUGGAGAGAUGUCUGCCUCUUCACUCAUUAUCUUUGGAGAGAUGUCUGCCUCUUCACUCAUUAUCUUUGGAGAGAUGUCUGCCUCUUCUUUUUGGAGAGAUGUCUGCCUUUCAUCUUUAUCUUUGGAGAGAUGUCUGCCUCUUCACUCAUUAUCUUUUGGAGAGAUGUCUGCCUCUUCACUUUGGGAGAGAUGUCUGCCUCUUCACUCAUUAUCUUGGGAGAGAUGUCUGCCUUUCACUCAUUAUCUUGGGAGAGAUGUCUGCCUCUUCACUCAUUAUCUUUGGAGAGAUGUCUGCCUCUUCACUCAUUAUCUUUGGAGAGAUGUCUGCCUCUUCACUCAUUAUCUUGGGAGAGAUGUCUGCCUCUUCACUCAUUAUCUUGGGAGAGAUGUCUGCCUCUUCACUCAUUAUCUUGGGAGAGAUGUCUGCCUCUUCACUCAUUAUCUUGGGAGAGAUGUCUGCCUCUUCACUCAUUAUCUUGGGAGAGAUGUCUGCCUCUGUAAAUGCUCUUUUUUUAGUAAUAUAUAUAAAUGGCUGGUAA
Molecule: messenger RNA, 1734 nt
Organism: Acanthosepion pharaonis
Lineage: Eukaryota; Metazoa; Mollusca; Cephalopoda; Sepiida; Sepiidae
Source: the annotation of a GenBank genome assembly